Molecule: messenger RNA, 540 nt
Organism: Trichosporon asahii var. asahii CBS 2479
Lineage: Eukaryota; Fungi; Basidiomycota; Tremellomycetes; Trichosporonales; Trichosporonaceae
Exons: 1
Coding region: 1-540 (179 amino acids)
Source: RefSeq, a predicted model, not a curated record
AUGCAUCACCCCGACUCUCCGCCACCGGAUAACAUUCUCGAGGACCCUCUGGGAGAGCUCGACGCUGCCCUAAAGUCGCACGCCUUCGGCUUGGCGUCGUACCAGCUGCGGCCAGAGGUAUCUUAUCCGCGCACAGACGACGAGAAAGCUAAGGUGCGAGAUGAGGCUAAGGCAGAGGGUCACACGCCAGAAGGUGUCGCUGGUCGUGCGCAUCUCGUUCUGCUAAAGAACGAGGGAGAGGCAGACAUCCUCCUCGAUCAGCGAGGCUACACUGUGAGUCAUCCCAACACAUGUCUCGAACAUUCCGGGGCCGGCAGUUGUGGUGGCCGAUGGCUGAUCGUUCAGAUUGAGAAAACAACAGCUCAGCAGCCACUGCUAUCGUCAACGUUUGAGUCGCUCGACGCCCUGCUCAUCGCUCUGAGCCCCGCGUACCAAGAAGCCAUGCAGGAGGAGCUGCUGAGGCGCUUCGAGGGCGGUGUCAGCAGCCGUUUCAAUUACGAUGAUGAAGAAGUUGUUGAGGAGCCUAAGUGGAUAAAUUAA